Messenger RNA from Odontomachus brunneus, 2771 nucleotides. RefSeq lists its product as uncharacterized. The coding region runs from base 457 to 1962 and encodes 501 amino acids. The transcript is spliced from 2 exons. The record is from RefSeq and is a predicted model, not a curated record. Lineage: Eukaryota; Metazoa; Arthropoda; Insecta; Hymenoptera; Formicidae.
GUCUCGCGUGUUAUCGCUGCCGGAACGUUUGCCCUCGAUCGGCCGGUCAACCGUCUCUUUUCGCACAUCGGCACCUCGCGUGGGUGCUCGCGACAACAAACGGAAGCCGCUAAAAAAAGGCGAGUUAGGCGCGAGAAGGACGAAGAGCGAUCCAACAAGCAGCGGCUAACAAAUCCGCUCUCUCCUUCUCCCUUUCCCUCUUUCUACGGACGCGAACACUAACACUGAUGGCAGUCGACGAAAACUGUCGAGAAUUCCGUUAAACCGUCAUUGAAGAAUCGCCGACUGAUCCCCGAGAGGAAAGUCCAGGAGAGGCCAGGUGCGACGAGCAACUCGCCGAGAGAAGGACGCUUUGCCGCGUCGGUAUGCGCAAGAAUGCGGAGUCAAGAAUAAUCGAGGAACGUCCGCGAUCUUCGCAUUGACACCCCGGAGAAGUCGAUCGUACGCGUGCCGACGAUGAGCAAGGAGGAGAGUAGCGGCGAGGUAGGGCCGCAGGACGGCCCCGCGUUGGAGGCGCCUGCGAAGGAUCCAAACGCGGAUAUCUACGAGAAUCGCGGGUCCAAGAAGAUCAUCCGCGUGGUCACCGUGAUGGCUUAUCUGUUCUCCGUAAGUUUCGUGGGUAUUCUAUUGAGCGCCUAUUACAUAUUCCUGUGGGAGCCGCCAAAUCCGAGACUGAUCGAGAGAGGCCGUCUGCGAGCAGAUCCGCAGGUGGAGUUCCUCAUCGGCGAGCCUAACUUGGAGGAAGCGGAUCAUCUGAAAGAGCGAAACUUGCUCACGGAGAACGCGCCCGCUAAUCGCAUGUAUAAGAGCGGACCUUUUCUUGGCCGCAUCGCGCACGACGCGCCUGACGGCGUCUCCGUCGGGUCCGACGAGGCCUCUCAAGGAUUCUCGACGUCCCAGCGGGAAAUACUGAACGCGAUACGACUGAAACUCAAGUACUCGCUCAUGAAAAGCCUACGGGACAGCCAGAGCAAUCAGACGAGUCAUUUGUCGCACGGAGCGACUUCCAGCAGCGAGUCCGACGAUCAUUCGCCCCUCGAAGCGAAAGGAGCAAAGAGGAUGCUGCUGAAUCCCAACGGGAAUUCAAGCAAAACGCCACACGGGAAAGUAUCGGCGAGAGAGAAUCAAGUUACCGGUCUAUACCGGAAACUCACUGACUUCUCCAGCUCGUCACCCGUCGCAGAUCCGCUGUCCUCGACACCGAGAUCCACGACUACUUCUGAUGCUAAACCUAAGCAGACUGGGCGUUUCAGCAGGACACUCGCCGAGCCGAUCGCCAGGAAUGAAGCUCGGCAUUCUGGUGAAGAAACCCACGUCGUUGGAUCACACACCAUUGCCGUGAACGAAUCCAGCGGCUCGCGAAGCAAUCAUGACGCCACGAUGCGAUGGAACAGCGAUUCUCGCGGCCAGAGUGAGACGACGAAGCGACAGAGAGGUUCCGCCGAUCGCCGAGUAAUCGACAACGAGACUCGGCAAGACUUGGUUCCACCUGAAGUCGCCACCCCGGAGGACCGCCCGUCGCUGAACAACAGCGUCAAUUGCUCCGGGCGAAAUUGUCCCGACGACGACGAGUAUUGCACGAGCUGCCGGACCGAGCGGAUCACGCGCGAUAGAGUAUCGAUCGACUCGUCCGGUGGGUCGAGAUUCGACGAUCUGAGACUUCAUCAGCCGCCAGACGACCCGGCCGUAAAACCGACGUACGCCGCGAAAUUGCCGCGAAAUUCCGAAGAGACACAGAUAGAAAAGAUGACGGCCAGAUCUACGACAAUAGACAAUAAUCAAUUGGAACAGUUGGAUUUAUCGACCACGCAACAACAGAGAGGUCUUUGGGAAAUCCUGACAGAAAGUACUGACGUCGAGGAAACGACAUUCGUGGAGUUCACGUCAAUGCCAAUGGUGCAGGAUUAUCGCAACAAUUUCACUAGCAUCGUGAACGACGGCGACGAUGAGAACGUCACGUAACCAAGUCAGACUUUUCGCUGUGUGCCGAGCGUGAUGAAAUGCAAAGAAACUGAACUAGUAAUCAUCGAUAGAGCAUUAAUAUCUACUAAUGUAGUCGUCUAUAGAGAAGAUAUUCUUCCACUUUACGGCCAACUAUCGAUAGGACGUUACAACUAUCGACAAUUUUCCUAAAUGAGAACGAACAAAAUGAGAGAAAUCUUAUAGAGCCUAAUCUCUGAAACGAGUAUAAUCUAGACACUUUCUGACUAAUUUAUGAAUUUGUAAUAUUACAAUAUUACAUAAAAAGUACUAUCGCAAUAGUAUAUAAGAUGUAAAAAUCAACAUUAAUAUAGUGAUAGAACUGAAAAGCAAAACGCGUACUUCUUGUGUGCAAAACAAAAUGUUACAAAUUGAUGUAAAACUUAAUUUUGUGUUGUCAUUAUGUGAUACCAUCUAGAGAUUAUAAAUGUCAUUUUGUGUGCAAAUUUUCAUUUAAUAUAUAGAUUUUCGUUGUGAUCAUCGCGACGUUGAUAGCCAAGAUAGAAAAUAUUAGUUUGUAUAUUUUUUAUUUCAUUUAUAAUUACUAAUGAUAUAUGUAGGACAUAUCGCACGCGUAGUAUUUUUAACAGAGUGUGAGAAAGAGACAUUUAUUAUAUUGCCACUAAAAUUCGCCUAAUGACUGUCUCAUAUACGUUUAGUGGCUGUAUCAUAGAUUUUUUUUUAUUCAUAGAAUUACGCAUUGUAACAUUUAUAAACUAUAUUUUUUAUCGAAUGGGCGAAUAAAAUCAAAAUUGGCACAAGUAUAUGAUUUAUAUUUUCAUUUACAGAUG